Molecule: messenger RNA, 759 nt
Organism: Cordyceps fumosorosea ARSEF 2679
Lineage: Eukaryota; Fungi; Ascomycota; Sordariomycetes; Hypocreales; Cordycipitaceae
Product: GrpB domain protein
Exons: 2
Coding region: 1-759 (252 amino acids)
Source: RefSeq, a predicted model, not a curated record
AUGCUUUGUGGCUUCCGCGCAGCCCUGUACAAGUACGCCUCUGUCCUCUGCCUCUCGCCCGGGUCAAAUCCUCCUCUCUCAUCCUCCCGUCUUCACGCCCAAAUCUCACCCAGAGUCAUCGUCUGUCCCACCCAAGCGCCCCUCAAGCACUACUCGUACAAGCCCGAGCAAGUCGAUCGCGUCAACCCCCGCCGCGAAACCCUCCCUCUCGCCAUCCACCCGCCCAAGUCCUCCGAGUGGUCCGCCCGCUUCGCCCUCCUCGAGGCCGACAUCCGCGCCGCCCUCGGCCCGCUCGCCCUCGCCGUCUCCCACGUCGGCUCCACCGCCGUGCCCGACCUCCCCGCCAAGGACAUCAUCGACAUCGACCUCACCGUGCCGGACGUCACCGACGAGGCCGCCUACGUGCCCGCCCUCGAGGCCCGCGGCGGCUUCCACUUCCGCAACCGCGAGCCCGCCUGGCACGGCCACCGCUUCUUCGUCCGGUACAGCGAGAACUGGUGCAACCUGCACGUCUGGGGGCCCGGGUGCGCGGAGGCGACGCGGCACCUGCUGAUGAGAGACUGGCUGCGCGAGCACGAGGAGGACCGCGAGGCGUACGCGCGGGUGAAGCGCGAGGCGGCGGCCGCGUCGAACGCGGUGGGCGAGACGGUGAUGGACUACAAUGGGAGGAAGGAGGGCUGGAUCCGGGACUUUCUCCGGCGCAUCUUCAUCGCAAAGGGCUACAUGACCGAGGACGGGCAGCCUAUCCAUAGAGAUUGA